Cydia fagiglandana is the source of this 1310-nucleotide messenger RNA. It is a transcript of the gene icln, whose product is annotated as methylosome subunit pICln-like. The record is from RefSeq and is a predicted model, not a curated record. Gene Ontology annotation, biological process: mRNA cis splicing, via spliceosome; spliceosomal snRNP assembly. Lineage: Eukaryota; Metazoa; Arthropoda; Insecta; Lepidoptera; Tortricidae. The transcript has 6 exons. Gene Ontology annotation, cellular component: cytosol; spliceosomal complex; pICln-Sm protein complex. The coding region runs from base 183 to 806 and encodes 207 amino acids.
AAACAUCCUUACUAUUAUUAACAAAAACUAUUGAUGCAAAACGUGAAUAGCUGAGAGAAAAACGUGUUCCCACGAAUUUGUGAGAGUUUUACACGCUUUUCUAUUGUUCACGACCUUUUAAACCUAUUUACCUUAUAAGUUGUUCAUUUAAACUAAUUGAUAUAUCACUCAGUGUGGUCAAAAUGGUUGUUGUUUCGUCUACCUUUUCGGCUCCCGUGGAAGGGGUAUUGUCUCAAACUCCGGGCACCAAACUCCUGGUCGAUGGGCAAGAACUAGGCACUGCUACAUUAUACAUCACAGAAAAUAAUGUAGUGUGGGGCGGCGGCGUCGGCGCCAACGGUGGAGCGUCUGCCACCAUCUCCCUGCUGUACCCCAACAUAUCGCUGCACGCCAUACAGCGGGAGCCCGUGCCUGCACUGUUUGUGGUGCUCGGACAUGAACUCAGGCUUCCAGAGUUAAACCAGGCAGCAGGCGAUGCCAAUGAGGAUGAUGAUGAUGAUGAGUUUGAUGCUGACGACCCGCCCUCCACAAAUCUGCUGUUCGUCCCUCAGAACGAGUCAGACCUCCAGCCCAUGUACCAGGCCAUGAUUCAAGGUCAGACCCUACACCCGGACCCUGAGGAUGACAUCGACGACGACCCUUAUAUGGACGGGGAGGAAUUUGAUGAAGGAGAUGAGGAGUUUGAAGACGCCGAAGAGAGCAACGCGACGCCCGAGGACGCCGCGGCGCGCCUCCGGACUCUGCGCUUGGAGCACGCCAAUGGAACACAUGCAGAUGAGGCUGAAGAUGAAAUAGCGGACGAGUGAACCUAGGAAGGUUAUUAGCUUUUUUAAUUUUUCAAUAUAAAGUUAACGAUGAUGUAGGUGCCAGUAACUAAAGAUUACUCUUUGCGGUCGUUUAUUGACUGGGAGAACAUGAAAACUUUUUAAAAUAUCUAUACAUACAUUCGGAUCUUUAAAAAACCGGACAAGUGCGAGUUUAUAAUAUGGAUAAGUAGGUCAUUUAUUACUAGAAGCAAUAGUAUACAGGGUGAUCAAUCUAAAUGGGUCAGUAUGGAGAAGUCAGAAACUAUAAGAGAUAGCGAAAUCUGUUCUUAGGAACCAUGGCUUCGAUUUUAGAUUUAAUAAUAAUGGCAUUCAAUUUUUUUUUAAUCUAUCAUAAUUAACCGGGAUUCGAACAUGGUCAAUAUUCUUGUUGUUUGUUUGUAUGGCAACUUUUAAACGAUGCGUGAUAGCUGGGGGGUGCUCGACCAAAUAUCAUAGAGGGCCCCGAGACAAAACAAACUACAUUAAAAAAAAUUCAAUAUGGCC